Alosa alosa (allis shad) is the source of this 1775-nucleotide messenger RNA. RefSeq lists its product as uncharacterized. Lineage: Eukaryota; Metazoa; Chordata; Actinopteri; Clupeiformes; Clupeidae. The coding region runs from base 237 to 650 and encodes 137 amino acids. The record is from RefSeq and is a predicted model, not a curated record. The transcript has 4 exons.
CAGUAGUCGCAGCAGUUGCAGGUGACCCGAGACGUAACCACAGACAACACAGAGACGAGUGUCACUAGGUGCAGAUACCGGCAUGAUUUCAACUGGCACAAGUUCCUGGAAACAGCCAAGUGAAAAUACGUUCCACCAUCUUGUUCAUUAGCUAGUUACACACGGACCCGGUUUCUCAAGACGACGUGAUCUGUCAGUCUUUCCAAACACCAUCUGCCAAAUAACCACCACGUCCGAUGUUGACAGAAAGCAGGAAGCGCAGGCGAAGCAGUGACAGUGAAGGCGGUCAAGUCCUCCCCCAGGCGAAGAGGCCUGGCGGGGGCAACGCCCUUCUGCCCGACCUGGGGCGUGACGCCUGGGACUCAGAGUCGUCCAGCAGCGACAGCAGCGGCAUCAGCAGCCCAGAGCGUCUGGCAGGAGCCAGUGGCGGCAGCAGCAGCAGCAGCAGUAGUCUCGGCAGCAUGAAGGCCUUCGGCGCGGACGGCGGAGGCCGAGGGAACUACAUUACCCAGGCUCCCUGCAGCCCGGCGACCUCCUCGAACCCGGGUGACGAGCCGCUGCACGCCAUGAGCUACCACGACAUCAACCGCGUCCUGCGGGAGGCCCACUUCGCCAGCCUGAGGACCAGGAGCCACCCGGGCGCCACAUGACUGCCCGCCGCCGCUGCCCCCCUCCGCCUGCCCACCCAACCCCCACGCCAGUCAACCCCUCAUGGGCAUUAAACAGCAGCCAGGCCCCCUCUGAGGACCGACUGGAGGGACAUCAUGGGUACUUUUCCACCUCUGCCCGACCACCAUCACCCCCUAGCACGUCCACCUCCACCUCCACAUCCACCCUGUCCCACUCCAUGCACACACCAUGUUAAGUGUGGUUGUGUGUGUGUGUGAGAGAGUGAAAGAGUUAGUGUGAGUGAACUACCUUUCUGUGGCUUGACUACUUUGCCCCUACCUGCCCCCCCCCAAUCUCCCCACUCUUCCUAUAAUUUUUUUUUAACAUGUCCAUAUGUGAGGGAGGGGGGGGGUUGACCUUUUUUGUGUGUUGGAUAUUGUAUCCACUUGGGUGCUACAUAAAAGAAAAAGAAAAAUGAGAAUGACGCUUGCAAUAAUAAGUCUACAUGUUUAUUUCAGCAGUUUUCUUGCCCAGGCUAGUAAACUCAAUGCAAUGGAAAAUCUUGAAGUGAACUGGUAGAACUGGUAUUGACAUUAGACACGAUUAACUUCUUUUGUCAGUGGGUCUGCAGCUCGCCAUAAGGUAACUAUUUCACAGAUGAGGAGAGUUUCAGAAAUGUUUGGGCAAUAUCAACAUAGAGUACACACAGGUAAGGAGAAUUUUGGAAUUGUUUGACAAGAUCAACAUAGGAAUUGGAUUUGGUUCCUUCUUUGGUUCUCCUGCUUGAUUCUCCUGUUGAACAGCCUAGGCAAGCUAAAGAGGGCCCUUAUUUCGUCAACAGGAACAAAAAUCGCCUCACUGAGGGACCUCAAUACUGUAUGCACCUCAGAAGCGCACACACAAACAUGUAGUCUCCGUUUCAUGAACCUCCCAUUACCCCCCACCUCCUCUUCUCCCAUCCAUGAUGGUGUGUUUGCGUUUCCCCUUUUAAAACGGAGAAACAGGGAUUUUUAGCUGUCGUGGCGGACUGCUUUCAGAAAAUGACCAAAAAAAAAAAAAAAAAAAACAAAAAAAAAAAAAAAAAAAAAAAAAGCAGUGUUCCACUUUAGUGUCUCGAGCCAGCCUAGGAGAUGAAAGCACAGGUGACAGACCGACAGACAGAAAGA